CUGAACUUUAUACUAAAAUGAUAACUCCAUGGAUAUCUUUUUUUCAGUUUGGUUGUUUACUUUGAUCCGUGAAGUUUUCUAUUAACAUAGAUUACAAGCUUCAAUCUUUGAUUGCUCUGUUUUUUCCAUUUUGCCCUUCAUUUCCAGCUGCAAUGUCUAAGAACAAUCAUUUGAUCCAACCCGAAUCCGAAAAUCCUCAGAUCGAUAAUCGGGCGCCGGAAAACGGGUCACCGGAUGUUUACACCGCUACAACUGGCGGUGGGGCAUCGUGCGAGCAUUUAUCGGAGCUCCGAUCCAGAGUCGGGUCAAAUCCGUUUCGUAACUUCCCGGACUGUGUGAAGGUCCGUCCAUUGGGGCGGGCCUCUAUUCGGAGGGAUCCGCCCCAGGCGUUGGUUCGGUGCGGCGUGUGUCGACAAGCGCCGCACCGUCUUUAUACUUGCGUCACGUGCGCGGCAGUGUUCUGUCACGUGCACGUGGCGUCGCAUCCUGCGGAUGUGGAUGUGGAUGAUUCUGAUCGUUCACUGCAUUACAUUGCUGUGGAUAUCGACCGUGCUGAGCUAUUCUGCUGUGGGUGUAGGGACCAGGUGUACGACCGCGAUUUCGAUGCCGCGGUGGUACUGGCGCAAACGGAGGCUGCUGUGAUUGGAUCAAUGCAAGAAACUCCAUUGCUGCCGGUGGAGAGUACCAGAAAGAGGCGGCGGGUGGAGUAUAAGCCAUGGACCCCUGAUGUGAAUGAACAAGUUUUGAUUGUUGGGAAUUCGAAUCCAUUUCCAAGUCAAAUGAACAAUGAUUCAACAACCCCAGAAGUACAAUGGGGUUUGAGGGGACUUAACAAUCUUGGAAACACUUGUUUUAUGAACUCAGUACUUCAAGCAUUGCUUCAUACACCACCAUUGAGGAAUUACUUUCUAAGUGAUAAACAUAAUAGAUAUUUUUGCCAACGAAAGAAUAGUACUAUCGUAACAAGAAGUAGUGAUAAGACAAACAAGAACCCUGUGUUGUGUUUGGCUUGUGAUUUGGAUGCAGUGUUUUCUGCGGUUUUCUCUGGCAAUCAGACCCCUAUUAGUCCAGCAAAGUUCCUCUACAGCUGGUGGAAGCAUGCAUCAAAUCUUGCAAGUUAUGAACAGCAGGAUGCUCAUGAGUUUUUCAUUUCCGUGCUUGAUGGGAUUCAUGAAACAAUGCAGAAUGAUAAGGGGAAGGGCCCAAGUCCAGGCAGCGGAGACUGUUGCAUUGCUCACAGAGUAUUUUCUGGAAUCUUGCGGUCUGAUGUCAUGUGUACAGCUUGUGGCUUCACAUCUACUACAUAUGAUCCAUGCAUCGACAUCUCCUUGGACUUGGAACUGAGCCAGGGGACUUCAGCAAAGGUAACAUCAAAGAAGUCUCAUAAAUCUCACAAGAAAAAAGAAGCAGAACCCGGAAAGUCUAGCCAAAAUGGUCGACUUUCUACGUUGAUAGGAUGUUUAGAUCACUUUACAAGACCUGAGAAAUUGGGUUCUGAUCAAAAGUUCUUCUGCCAACAUUGUCAAGUGAGACAGGAAUCUCUUAAACAGAUGUCCAUAAGAAAACUGCCUCUGGUUUCUUGCUUCCAUAUCAAAAGGUUUGAGCAUUCCAUGAUCAAGAAAAUGUCGAGGAAGGUUGAUCACUACCUACAGUUUCCUUUUUCAUUGGACAUGUCGCCUUACCUCUCUUCGUCUAUCUUGAGGAGUCGAUUUGGAAAUAGAAUCUUCUCCUUUGAAGGGGACGAGCAAGACACAUCCUGUGAAUCAUCCUCGGAAUUUGAGUUGUUUGCUGUCAUCACCCAUACCGGUAAACUUGAUGCUGGUCAUUACGUAACAUAUCUGAGGUUAAGUAAUCAAUGGUACAAAUGCGAUGAUGCUUGGAUCACUCAGGUGAGUGAGAACAUCGUUAGAGCUGCACAAGGAUACAUGAUGUUCUAUGUGCAGAAAAUGCUUUACUACAAGGCUAGUGAAAAACAGGUUAGCUAGAAGGAAACUCACUACUCGCGAAGUACCAAUGCAGCAACGCCAGAUUGAAAUCACCCGUAAGCUCGCGAUAUGUAGACAUUUUUUGCUCUACAGUGGUAGUGGUGGUGGUGGUGCUGCUGCUGCUGCUUUGAGUUUUCAAUUCUCAGUUGGAGUGUAAUCUUAGCCUGAAUUUUAAAAAGGCACACAUACUCUCCUACAUUCAGGAAAUUUUGGCAACAAAAAAUAUUAUCCCUUGCAAAAGAGAUAAUUAGUGUAACCUUUCUAUUUUUUUGUGGCUAACCAUAGAUAAAUAAUAGUAUUAGCAACUUCAAAUGAGAAGGAACAUGUUUCUUCUUUCAUGUCUUUUUUCUUGGAUAUUCAAGUUUCAAUGUUUUUGGAUAGA
This is a messenger RNA of Solanum verrucosum, 2367 nucleotides long. RefSeq names its product ubiquitin C-terminal hydrolase 22-like. Bases 153 to 1985 code for a protein of 610 amino acids. Lineage: Eukaryota; Viridiplantae; Streptophyta; Magnoliopsida; Solanales; Solanaceae. The record is from RefSeq and is a predicted model, not a curated record. Gene Ontology annotation, molecular function: cysteine-type deubiquitinase activity; zinc ion binding. The transcript is spliced from 3 exons. Gene Ontology annotation, biological process: protein deubiquitination.